Messenger RNA from Fundulus heteroclitus (mummichog), 2592 nucleotides. Its product is annotated as leiomodin 3 (fetal). Gene Ontology annotation, biological process: pointed-end actin filament capping; muscle contraction; myofibril assembly. NCBI's taxonomy places the organism in Eukaryota, Metazoa, Chordata, Actinopteri, Cyprinodontiformes, Fundulidae. The record is from RefSeq and is a predicted model, not a curated record. Gene Ontology annotation, cellular component: striated muscle thin filament; myofibril. Gene Ontology annotation, molecular function: tropomyosin binding. The transcript has 3 exons. Bases 253 to 2166 code for a protein of 637 amino acids.
AGCUGUCAUCCCAAAAGAUCCUGAUGACCGAGCCAGCUGGGUAGAAUGUUAGCGUGUCUCUCCCCUGCUUCAACUUUAAAUAUCUUCCACGCAGUUCACAGCAUUUAAAUUUAGACAACACAUGAGGCAAAGUAUCUCAGGCUGGAGUUAAAGUCAGACGCUUCCCACUUUGCUCUGUGCUCGACCCUAGACAGAAUACAAAUUACCUGUCGUCUCAACAUCAGCUACGGAGAGAAACAAUACACUUAAGGUAUGUCUGACAACAGAGACAGGGAGGAUCUCAGCGAGGAAGAGAUUGAUGAAGAUGCGAUCCUGGCAAUGCUCUCACCUGAGGAGCUCAAUGAGCUCCAGAGUGAAAUGGACGUUAUCAUUGCCCCAGAUGAAAACGUACCUGUGGGACAGAGACAGAGGGACCAGACGGAGAAAACUCCAACAGGAACGUUCGAUCACAGGUCUCUAGUUGAUUACCUCUACUGGGAGAAAGAGUCCAAACGUAUGCUUGAAGAAGAAAGAGUGCCUGCUACCCUAUUGCCUAGUGAGAAGAUCUUACAGGAGGAAGCUGGAAAAAAAGAAAAGGAAAAUUCAGAUGUUAAAUAUGAAGUGUAUGAAGUGAUUGAAGAAAUCAUUGAGGAAGACGGUGCUGACUAUCCAGAUGGCGUUGAAAUCAUUGAGGAGAUAAUUGAGGAAAUAAUUGAAGAAGAUGAAGGGGAGACUGAAAGGGACAAAGUGGUUGAUGUUGAAAAUGAAACCUCUGAGGAAGUGGUAUUGAAACUCAAACCUGAGAACACAGAUAAAAAAGUAGAGCCCCCUGAUAACAUAGAAAAAACGGCUGGAAAUACCAUGGUGGAAAGCCAGUCUGCUCCAGACUCCAAAGUAACCUCAGAAAACCAUCAGGAUAAAGAGGAACAUGCAAAUGAAGAUUGCUUGGUUCCCAGAGAGACUGCAGAAGUACCAGACACAAGUGAAGCCAAUUAUAACUUCCCCAAAAAAGAACCAAUAAAAGUGAACAAGCUAAAAAUCCCAAAGUUGGCUCUUAAUAAUAUCAAAAUGACAUCAAGACCUUCAGGAAAUGAGACAAACUUGGAGUCCACUCUUGACAAAAUCCGUAACAACAAUCCGUCUGUGACUGAGGUCAACCUCAACAACAUAGAAAACAUUCCUAAGGAGAUGCUCGUGGACUACGUGAAUGCCCUGAAAAAGAACAAGCACGUCAAAACAUUCAGCAUUGCGAACACGGGCGCGGAUGAAAAUAUUGCGUUCAGCCUGGCUAAUAUGUUAAGAGAAAAUCGCAGCAUUACGACUUUGAAUAUCGAGUCCAACUUUAUUACUGGGAAGGGCAUCGUCGCCAUUAUCCGCUGCCUCCAGUUCAACGAGACUCUCACGGAGCUUCGCUUUCACAACCAGAGGCACAUGUUGGGUCACCAUGCGGAGAUGGAGAUCUCUCGUCUGCUCAAGGCAAACAACACCCUCCUGAAGAUAGGCUACCACUUUGAGCAGGCGGGGCCCAGGAUGGUGGUGACCAACAUCUUAACCAGGAAUCUCGACCGUCAGAGGCAGCUGAGGAAGGAGGAUCAGAGGCAGCAGCAGGUCAAAGAGCAGAGAGAAAUGAUGCAAAUGUAUGAAAACAGUCUAAAUCUUCCUCCUGGUCUACUCGAGAUGUUGGGAUACAUACCCCCACUCGAGCUCUUACAGCAGCAUGGACUUGUCCCGCCCAUGCCAGAGCAGAACAACAUAGCUCAAACACAGUGUCAGAGCGAGCAGCCAGAGCCAAAGAAGAAUCUAAAACGCAACAGCAUUCCCAAACAGCCCAGUGCAGAACCAUCAAGCCCAUUAAAAGACAUUCAGUUGAAGAGAACCCCCAAGAAACGUGAUCCCUUCUUGGACCUGGACCCGAGGGAAGACAGGAGAUCGGAGAAACCGAGUUUCCAACUGAGAAAGACUCCCAAAGUAAAAGAUAAAGCAGCUAGACAGUCGGUGGAGGAAAAGGCCAACCUGAACGAUGUGAUAAAGACCUUGAAACCCAUCCCUCGCAGACGAGUACCUCCAAAGGUUGAUCUCACGCCUCGUGAUCAGCUCCUGGAUGAGAUCAAAAAGAGCAACGUGGCAUAUCUCAAAUCCGUGCCACUCCCAAAAGUCCUGGAAUCAAGUGAAACGAGUCUCUUCUGACUCAACUUCAGCUACGUUCUCACUGUAGUGUUGGACUAUGUCUAUUUUACUUUUAUUACUUCAUGUUUGUGCAUACUUCAUGCACAGUCCUAAAGCGUGAGCUACAGUAUACAAUAUAAUCUUAACACAAGAAGGAAAAAAGCUUGCUUUCGUUUCCCAACGGUGAUUUUUCACUUAAAUGCUUUAGUUCUUAAGAUUCAUAAUGAAAACCAUGGCAUGUUAAAACACACAAAACUCAUUUAUCCUUUCAGCGUGUUUUACUUUCUUAAAAAUAAAAAUUGUUCCCUGAAAGGAUUGUGUCUGAGGUCAUACACAAAAAGGUUGAUUAAUUUUGUGGAGUGUAAUAAUCUGCAAAGUGCGUUUCUUACAUUGUGAAAAACAAACGUAAUACAUUUGCACUGUGAUAAUAAACUUCUUCUAUCUGAA